GUUCUUGAGGAUUUCUCCGUUUCUUGUUCUUGGGUGAGGUGGGGCUGAAACCGCCGCCGAGUGCGAAGUUCAGUUCUUUGCGAGCCGCGAGCAGGGGACAGCCGUCCCGGCGGUUAUUGGUCGUGAGGGCUAGUGAAAGUCGCAACGAUUCUGUUAAGAAGUUGGGGAUGACGGAUGCGGAAUGCGAAGCUGCUGUUGUGGCGGGGAAUGUGCCCAAAGCGCCUCCGGUCCCGCCCAAGCCGGAGGCCCCCGGCUGGAACUCCUGUCGUCCCUUUGCUGCCAUUGAGUCGCCGCCCGCGUCGCAAUCGAAGAUCACCAGCCCUGAGAUCAGCUUUCCAGGAGACACGUUUGUCCCCGGCAAACUUUGUCUACCCACUUUUUAUUCGUGAAGGUGAGGAAGAUACUCCGAUUGGGGCUAUGCCAGGAUGCUAUAGGCUUGGUUGGAGGCAUGGGCUUGUAGAAGAGGUGGCGAUGGCUCGUGAUGUUGGUGUUAAUAGCAUUGUACUCUUCCCCAAAGUGCCUCAUUCUCUGAAGUCUCCCACUGGAGAUGAAGCAUACAAUGACAAUGGUUUGGUGCCAAGAACAAUACGAUUACUCAAGGAUAAGUACCCUGAUCUCGUGAUAUACACUGAUGUUGCUUUAGACCCAUAUUCCUCAGAUGGACAUGAUGGUAUUGUCAGAGAAGAUGGAUCUCGAUCUUAAGAAACCAGGAGUGCGCAAGUUCACCAAAAGACGGGAAUUUGAAGUUACUACAGCAGAAGUGCUGAGAAAAGCUGAUUUCAGGACUCGCAUCAGUGCCAAGGCGCAGAGGAAGGUUGCGAGGGAGAUCAAAACCGCUCGAGCUUUCAGCCUCAUGCCUUUCACGACGAUGGGAACGAAAUCCU
Molecule: messenger RNA, 884 nt
Organism: Syzygium oleosum
Lineage: Eukaryota; Viridiplantae; Streptophyta; Magnoliopsida; Myrtales; Myrtaceae
Product: delta-aminolevulinic acid dehydratase, chloroplastic-like
Exons: 8
Coding region: 175-702 (175 amino acids)
Biological process (GO): heme biosynthetic process
Cellular component (GO): cytosol
Molecular function (GO): porphobilinogen synthase activity; zinc ion binding
Source: RefSeq, a predicted model, not a curated record